AUGGGGCUGGGAACGGCAGGCUGAACUGGCAGGAGACGCCGAGAGUGCUGCAAAGGACAGCGAGGACACAACUCUGACCCUUCUUCUCUCACAAAAAUGGGCUCAGCUAAGAUGUGUGGACUCCUGGCAGCCAGCUUCCUCCUCCUCACUCUGCUGGGGGAUCCCGCUUCAGGCUGCUCCUGUGCUCCCAGACACCCCCAGACAGCAUACUGCAGCGCUGAUAUUGUGAUCAAGGGAAAAUUCGUGGGUCAAUCCAAGCAGCCUCUGAACAUCUCCGUUGGAGAGGCUAUGUGGACGGUGAUCUAUGAGUUCAAAACCAACAAGAUCUACAAGGGCCCCGAAGAGAUGCAAGACGUUCGUUUCCUCCGCACCCCUGCCAUGGAAAGUCUCUGUGGAUAUGAACACAAGGCCCCUAUGAAAGGAGAAGACUAUGUCGUUGCAGGGAUGCUGGAAGGUGAUCAGAUGAUGAUUACAGCUUGCUCCUUUAUCCAGCCGUGGGCUCAGCUAUCCCCCGCACAGAGGCGAGGCCUGAGUCUGACGUACAGCAAGGGAUGCAACUGCUCGAUCCUGCCUUGCACCUCCGUGCCCUGCUCAGUCACCUCCAACUCUCAGUGCCUGUGGACAGACGGGAUUGUGUCCAGGAUAUGGGAUGACUCCCAGGCCAAACGCAUGGCUUGCUUGCCUCGGUUUAACUCAUCUGACCACUGUGGCUGGACAUCACUCAGCACCCAAGGAAAACUUCAGCGCGCUCACCUGAGCCAGUGA
Euleptes europaea (tarantolino) is the source of this 765-nucleotide messenger RNA. It is a transcript of the gene TIMP1, whose product is annotated as TIMP metallopeptidase inhibitor 1. Gene Ontology annotation, cellular component: extracellular matrix. The record is from RefSeq and is a predicted model, not a curated record. NCBI's taxonomy places the organism in Eukaryota, Metazoa, Chordata, Lepidosauria, Squamata, Sphaerodactylidae. Gene Ontology annotation, biological process: negative regulation of membrane protein ectodomain proteolysis; negative regulation of endopeptidase activity. Gene Ontology annotation, molecular function: protease binding; metalloendopeptidase inhibitor activity.